AUGACGUCGCCUGCCGAUCAGCAGAACCCGAUCCCGGCGACCAACACCCCUGCGACCACGGCGACUUCUUAUGCCUCCGCUGCAGGUGCGCCCAAGAAGUCUGCUGCACCGGCGCCCGUAGUCGCCCCCGGUUCCCAACCCGCUGUCGUGGUUGGCGCUUCUUCUGCCUCUCCGGCGCAGAAUGCUAAGGCAGCUUCGCCAUCUCCUCUGAACGGCAAGUCAGCCGUCGCUCCCGCAGUCCCUGCUGUCGCUCGCGGUAUCAACGCCGCGAACGGGUCCGCCUCGGACCACUCCCGCAAGAGCUCCGUCACCAUGGCUGCCAACGGCCCCAGCAGCUAUGCUGCCAACGGCGGUCCGGUCGGCGGUGCCAAGCCUGGCAUCCAGUUCGGCUUCGACUCGCCUGCCAUGGCCCACAGCACCCCACAGACUGGAUCGUCCGCUCCGAUCCCCAUUCCCGGCGGCAACGCGCGUGUGCCCUCUCCGGCACACUCCCCGUCGCCUAUCCCUCAGCCCUCUGCCAGUGGAGGGCGACCUCCCUCUGGCCUCCAGCAGCCCAGUGGCCCAAUGACGUUUGGAAGUCUCGGUAGCGAUGGCGAGCGCCACAUGAGACAGGGCUCUGUCCCUCCGAACCCCGGUGCCAUGGGCGCGCAGCACGGUGCUCACUUCCGACGUGAGUCCGGCCACUCGGUCCAGAGCGACAACCCCGGCGCCCCCAACCGUGGCAACUUCCAGCCACAGGGCGGCCGCGGCCGAGGCGGCUUCAACUCGUACAACAACCAGAUGGGCUACCCCCCCAACAACCAGUUUCGCAAUGGCCCUGGCCAAGGACGUGGCAUGCCCCCGUCGUUCCAGCCACAGCCCCGAAACAUGCCGUACCCGAACUCCCCUCAGCCGAACCGGAGCCCGGCCCUCGUGCCUUCGAUGCCGAACACGCCGAACAUGGCACCUGCCAACAUGCAGCCCAACAUGUCGAUGCAGACUCCGCCCCAAUACCAUUAUCCGCCCCCGAUGGCGCCUCAGCACCAACAAGUACAUCCCCCCGUUCCCAUUGCUUCCUCCAGCAAGAUGCAUUUGAAGCCCCACAAGAAAAACAAGGCACGUCGUGAGCACGACAAGCCGUUUCACUCGGGACGUCAGCCGGAUUCUGCGCGUGAGCUUCAUGGGACCGCCGUCAGCCUUCAUCCACGCCGCUACAGUCAACGUGCGGAUCAGAUGUGGCGCGAGCAAAUCAUGGGCGGCAUGCGUGUGGUAUCCAGCGGCGCCUCGAAGCUUGGCUGUCAAGGACAAGAGCCUCGCCCUCCGUUUGUUGCAAAUGAAAAGCUACCUCCUUCUAUUGAUCUUUCUCCGGAAAACGGAGCAUUUGAACUUUGGCUGACCAUGAAGAAUCAGAGCUUUGGCUACCCUCCUCAGCAGAUGGACCAAUAUGGCCGACCCAUGUCCAUGCCCUACGGCUAUAACAACAUGCCGUACAUGGCGCCUCCCCAGACCAACUCUCCCGGCUACGGUCAGCAGUACGCUCCCCCUCCGUACCAUCCUCAGGCCCACAGCAUGUCGCGCAGCCCUUCGCAACCGGAGCGGCCCUCGAGUGCGAACCACCAAAACCAACCUGUCAUCGUCUCCUCCACCCCCCAGCCUCAGAAUGCGCAGCCCAACCCUGCCGCAAAGAACUUCGUCAAGCCGGGGCGGAAGAGCGCUGCGAUCGCGAUCAAGAAUGCUGCUGGCGAGGUUGUGGACACGUCCAGCUUCAAGCAGCCCGCUUCUCCGGGUCCCAGCGGCCAGCCGUCCAAGACACCGCCCGUUGCUACCUCCACUCCAACUCCACCUCCCAAGUCCUCAACUCCCUCCCACGUGCGGACGGACAGCCAAGCCACCCCUAAGACGGCAAAGGAGAUCCAGGACGAGCUGAAGGAGAAGAUCAAGCAAGCUACCCAGGCUUCCUCUGCCGAGAGCAAGGCCAAGGAGGAACCUGUCGCUACCGCGGCGAAGUCGUCCCCUGAAGCGGAGACCCCUGCUCCGGCUACCGAAACCGCCAAGGCCGAUGUUCCUGCUCCUGAGGCAAAGGCCGAGCAACCCAAGGCUGAGGAACCCAAGAAGGCCGAGGAGCCCAAGAAGGCCGAGGAAUCCAAGAAGGCUGAGGAGCCCAAGAAGGCUGACGAGGCUAAGCCUGCCGAGCCCGCCAAGAGUGCCGACCCCGAGGAGGAUGAAAUCGAGCGCAUGAUCCGCGAAAUGGAGGAGGCUGAUGCCCUGCGUGAGAAGAAGGAAGAGGAGCACCGGAAACAGCGCGAGAUCGAGAAGGCUGCCGCGAAGAAGAAGGAAGAGGAAGAGCGCAAACUCAGCGCCGCCGAUCAAGACCGCAAACUCCGAGAGCAGGAACGCGAAAUGGAGCGCCUCGAGGAGGAGAAGGAGCGGAGACAGAAGGAGGCCGAGGCAUCUGGCAAGUCGGUGUCCGUCGCCGAUGCCCUGGCUCAGCUGCGUACGGGCAAUGAACCCGAAUCAUCCAACGUGGAUUCCGUCACCGACAAGCUUGCCGACAUGAGGAUCGAGGGCGACGCGGCCGCUGAUGCUGCCCAGAAGCCCAGCGCCGAGAAGCGCGGAUCUAAGCCCGCGGCCCUCAACCUCGCGCCGCUCAACACCAAGCCCGUUGAACCGCCGCAGCCGAGCGCUGCCCUCCAGUCUCUCAAGUCGGCUCGUUUCCUGCAGGUCAUGGACCAGGGUAUCUAUCCCGAGGGCAUCAGCUCGCCGAACCCUGCUCUCAACGCUGCCGUCACCAAGAAGGGCAAGACCUUCAAGUACGACGCCAACUUCCUGCUGCAGUUCCAGAAGGUCUUCACGGAGCAGCCCUCGCUCGAGUUCCACCAGCAGGUGAAGUCGCUCAUUGGAGACAGCGAUGGCCGUUCGCGUGCUCAGACACCUGGCCCGAGAGUGAACUCGCGCGGCGCAGGGGGCGGUGCCUUCAACAUGGGCACUUUCAACGCUCCCAUGGGAGGCCGCACCCUGCCUCCUGGGACCACGUCCUCGGAACGGCUGGCCAUGGCCAGCGGUACCAUGCCCCGCCCCCCCAUCAACUCCAUCGGGUCAUUCAGCGCUCGCUCCGGCGCCUUCCCUACUGCUCCAAUGUCGCGAACCUCAUCGCAGUCCAACGCACGGAACAUGCCCAACUCUCCUCGCCAGUCUAGCCGCUCCACUCGUGGAAGCCGACGCAACGACCACGGUGGUGCCAAGGAAGCUCAGGCUGCUAAGACCAUGCCUCUGACUGCCGGCCAAGAGAUUAAACCCAUCACGGUUUCCUCUAGCGGUUGGAAGCCUACCAGCAUCGGCAAGCCCGUUGCGCAGGGUACUCCCGGCGGUUACCUGGAUCCUGAGAUGGUCCAGAGGAAGGUCAAGGCGGCGCUCAACAAGAUGACGCCUGAGAAGUUCGACCGAAUCGCUGACCAGAUCCUCGAGAUUGCCUCGCAAUCCAAGGAUGAGUCCGACGGCCGCACCCUGCGCCAAGUCAUCCAGCUCACCUUUGAAAAGGCUACUGACGAGGCCCACUGGGCAUCAAUGUAUGCCAAGUUCUGCAAGCGCAUGUUGGAGACUAUGAGUCCCGAGGUCCGCGACGAGCGGAUCAAGGACAAGAAUGGCAACGUCGUUAGCGGCGGCCAUCUGUUCCGCAAGUAUCUCCUGAACAGGUGCCAGGAAGAAUUCGAGCGCGGCUGGACCACUCAUCUGCCCGAGCAGAAGGAAUCCGAGGAAGGCGGAGAGAAGGCUGCUGAGAAGGGCGCGGACACGAAGCCUGGUGAGGCGGCCCUGAUGUCGGACGAGUACUACAUCGCCGCUGCCGCGAAGCGACGCGGCCUUGGUCUGGUUCAGUUCAUUGGCGAGCUGUACAAGCUCGGCAUGCUUACUGAACGCAUCAUGCACGAAUGUGUGCACAGACUGGUCGACUACAAGGGCGUCCCCGACGAGGCUGAGAUCGAGUCGCUCAGCAAGCUGCUCCGCACCAUUGGUGCCAACCUGGAUCAGACCGAGAAGGGCCGUCCGAUGAUGGACGCCUACUUCCAGCGCAUCCAGACCAUGGUGGAUCUGCCCGACCUUCCCAGCAGACUCAAGUUCAUGCUCAUGGACGUGGUGGAUCUGCGAAGGGCGAACUGGCACUCGAAGGAGGCCAACAAGGGACCCAAGACUCUGGAAGAGGUCCGCGCAGAGGCGGAGGCUGCCCAAGCUGCCAAGGCCCAAGAAGCUGCCCGAAGCAACCAGCGGGGUGGUGGCCGCCCGCCGGUCGGACGAGGCGAUGCCCGCAACUUCUCCGCGGGUUAUGCCCAGCAGACGAGCAACCAGGUCGGUAUGGACGAUCUGCGGCGUCUCAAGGGAUCCGCCAGCCGGACGUCCAGCCAGAACGUCACACUCGGUCCCACCUCGAUGUUCUCAUCGCGUAGCAACAGCGGUCGCCGCCUUGGACCAGGUGGAUCUCUGGGCCGCCCCGGCGAGGACUCUGGAGCUUCCUCCCGAACAGGGACACCCCCUACUCGGGACACCACGUCCAACUCGAACGCAUUCAGCCUGCUGGCAAACAUGGAGACCGAGCACCCAGCCUCACCCCCGUCUGCAGGACCUUCCCCUUCCUUGGCCAAGGCUGUCCCCGACAGUGACAAGAAGGAGAACGAAUAA
Purpureocillium lilacinum is the source of this 4650-nucleotide messenger RNA. The record is from RefSeq and is a predicted model, not a curated record. NCBI's taxonomy places the organism in Eukaryota, Fungi, Ascomycota, Sordariomycetes, Hypocreales, Ophiocordycipitaceae.